CGAAUGUCAAUUCUCUGAGAUCUGAUUGGUCAGCUUGUCCUCUCUGAUUGGUUGUUGGGCGGAGUCUACGCAGAGCUCUGAGCGGAUGUUUCCGGUAUGACCGUUGUUUGACAGAUCGGGACGGACCCUCGCUUUCAGUGCCUGUUGUUGAUGGCCCAGCUGUGCGUUGAGGUAGAAUGGGACAGAGCACAUCGGGCCCCGAGUCUGCAGAACCUUCAGAGGACGGGUUUGGAAACAUCAAGAGUUUAGUGGAGGAUCAGCUGCAGACCAGCAUGGUGGUGGGAAUCAUAAUCGGCGCUGGAGUCGCCAUCCUUCUCAUCGCUGUCCUCAUAUUUUUUGUCCUGCGCAGGAUGCAGCUCCGCAAACUCGAGGCUCAGGAAGCCCCGAAGUAUCGUUUUCGUAAAAGAGACAAAGUCUUGUUUUAUGGAAGGAAGAUUAUGAGGAAGGUGUCUCAGUCCACUUCCUCACUGGUGGGCUCCACCUCCUCGUCCAGGCCCCGCCUCAAAAAGAAACAGAAGAUGCUAAACAUUGCCAAAAAAAUCCUGCGCUUUAAGAAGGAAGUGCCCACUCUGCAGAUGAAGGAACCUCCUCCGUCAGUGCUGGAGGCAGAUCUCACAGAGUUUGACGUGGCCAACUCUCACCUGCCAUCUGAGGUGCUCUACAUGCUCAAGAACGUGCGUGUGUUGGGUCACUUUGAGAAGCCGUUGUUUCUGGAGCUGUGUAAACACAUGGUGUUUCUGCAGUUCCAGCAGGGUGAAUAUGUCUUCAGACCUGGUCAGCCUGAUAGCAGCAUAUAUGUAGUACAGGAUGGCAAGCUGGAGUUGUGUCUUACUGGACAGGAUGGGAAGGAUGGAGUGGUCAAAGAGGUUUUCCCUGGAGACAGUGUUCACAGUCUACUGAGCAUCCUUGAUGUCAUCACAGGUCACCAGAGACCAUAUAAAACCGUCUCGGCGAGAGCGGCAGAAGUGUCCACUGUCCUCAGACUGCCAGUUGAUGCCUUUCUGUCCAUCUUUGAGAAAUACCCAGAGAGUCUUGUGCGAGUGGUUCAGAUCAUCAUGGUCCGUCUUCAGAGAGUGACGGUUCUGGCCCUGCACAACUACCUGGGGCUCACCAACGAACUCUUCAGCCAUGACAUGCAGCCUCGUCCCUCUCCUCUCUCUCCUCAUCCGACACGCUCCAGUCCCGUACGACACAGCAAACGCUUUGGCAGUCUCACCGUUCCUGAUAAACACCGUGAGGCCGCUGUCCAAAAUGCUACUGGUGGGGAUCAUGGGAAGGAUGGCGGCACAAUACCGACCCUCAGUAGGACCAUAUCGAUGCCUGUAGACAUCGCGGGAAUGCAGAAGAGUCUGCGUUCAGAUUUCGACAUGGCAUACGAGAGAGGCCGUAUCUCUGUAUCUGCCGAAGAUGGCGCUCCCACUCCACCUGCUUUCACACGAGAGCAGCGUGAGAGGAAGGUGACGGUGGACGAGGUUCCUUCAAGUGUGUAUUUGUAUCCUGAGGAGGAGUCAGGGAUGGAUAACAUUUUUUGCCCGUUUCAAGGACGACCUAACGCUACGCUGUUCGAGGAGGCCCAGAAGGAGAUUCUCAAACUCAUGAGGAUUGAGGACCCUACACUGCUGAAUGGGAGGGUGACGUUUCAUCAUGCUAAAGCUGGAUCUGUGUUAGCCAGACAGGGAGACCAGGAUGUGAGUUUGCAUUUUGUCCUCUCUGGCUGUCUUCACGUCUAUCAGAAGAUGAUCGACAAGCAGGAAGCAGUGUGUCUGUUUGUGACCCAGCCGGGUGAGAUGGUAGGUCAGCUGGCUGUUCUCACAGGAGAGCCGCUCAUCUUCACUAUCAAAGCUGAGCGUGACUGCACCUUCCUCAAGAUCUCCAAAUCCGACUUCUACGAGAUCAUGCGUGAACAGCCAAGUGUUGUUCUUAGUGCAGCUCACACCGUGGCUAUCCGUAUGUCCCCAUUUGUACGACAGAUGGAUUUCGCCAUCGACUGGAUGGCUGUUGAAGCAGGACGGGCUCUGUAUCGGCAAGACGAUCAGUCCGAUUGCACCUAUAUUGUGCUGAAUGGACGACUGCGUUCCGUCAUUCGAAAAGCCAAUGGGAAGAAGGAGCUGGUUGGAGAGUACGGACGAGGAGAUCUCAUCGGAGUUGUAGAGGCUUUGACACGGCAGCCUCGUGCCACCACCGUCCAUGCCGUCAGAGACACCGAGCUGGUGAAGCUUCCAGAAGGAACGCUCAACAAUAUUAAGAGAAGAUACCCGCAGGUGGUGACGCGCUUGAUCCAUCUACUUGGGCAAAAGAUUUUGGGAAACCUCCAACAGCCCCGUGGACCUUUCUCAAGCUCUGCGCUUGGCCUGCCAAGCAUGGCAUCUAGUCCUGACGUCACUAACCCAGCCAGUAAUCUCUCCACUGUGGCCGUGCUUCCUGUUUGUGAUGAUGUGCCAAUCAAUGCCUUCAAUUUGGAGCUUAGCCACGCCCUCAGCGCCAUAGGACCAACCCUGCUGCUAACCAGUGACAUCAUCAGAGAGAGACUUGGUGCUUCUGCUUUGGACAGUAUCCAUGAGUACAGGUUGUCAGGUUGGCUGGCUCAGCAGGAGGACAUUAAUCGUAUAGUGCUGUAUCAGACGGACAGCGGUAUGACCCCAUGGACUCAACGCUGCAUCCGACAAGCUGACUGCAUCCUCAUUGUGGGGCUUGGAGACCAGGAACCUGCACUUGGAGAGCUGGAGCAGAUGUUGGAGAACACAGCGGUACGGGCCCUGAAGCAGUUAGUUCUGUUGCAUCGCGAGGAUGGGCCGGGUCCUUCGAGAACCGUCGAGUGGCUGAACAUGCGAAGCUGGUGCUCUGGACACAUUCACCUGAAGUGCCCUCGUAGAGUCUUCUCACGAAGAAGCCCCUCCAAACUGCGAGAGGUAUAUGAAAAAGUUUUUGAGAAGACUGCAGACAGACACAGUGAUUUCUCCCGGCUGGCCAGAGUACUCACAGGAAACAGCAUCGCCCUCGUGCUGGGUGGAGGCGGAGCCAGGGGCUGCUCUCAUGUUGGUGUAAUCAAAGCUAUGGAGGACACGGGAAUUCCCAUCGACAUAGUGGGAGGAACUUCCAUCGGCUCUUUCAUUGGUGCUCUGUAUGCAGAGGAGAGAAAUGCUGUUCGGGUCAAGCAGAGGGCGAGAGAGUGGUCCAAGGCAAUGAACUCUGUGUUCAAAACGGUACUGGAUCUCACUUAUCCAAUCACGUCCAUGUUCUCGGGCUCUGCCUUCAACACCAGCAUCUCCAAAGUCUUUGAGGACAAACAAAUCGAGGACUUGUGGCUGCCUUACUUCAACGUGACCACGGACAUCACAGCCUCUGCUAUGCGUGUUCAUAAAGAUGGCUGUGUUUGGCGCUAUGUUAGAGCCAGUGCCUCCUAUACCCCUUAUCUGCCUCCUCUCUGCGACCCCAAGGACGGCCACCUCCUCGUGGAUGGUUGCUAUGUUAACAAUGUCCCAGCGGACAUAGCUCGUAAUAUGGGCACAAAAACAGUCAUUGCCAUUGAUGUGGGCAGCCAGGAUGAGACUGAUCUCUGUAACUACGGUGACAGUCUUUCUGGCUGGUGGCUGCUAUGGAAACGAAUCAACCCGUGGGCGGAGAAAGUGAAGGUGCCUGACAUGGCUGAAAUCCAGUCCCGUUUGGCCUACGUAUCCUGUGUACGGCAGCUGGAACUUGUCAAGAAGAGUGCAUACUGCGAGUACAUUCGCCCACCCAUCGACCGCUUUAAGACCAUGGACUUUGGGAAAUUUGAUGAAAUCUAUGAUGUGGGUUACCAGUAUGGUAAACUGGUGUUUACUGAGUGGGCUCGUGGGGACAUCAUUGAAAACAUGCUGAAAGACCAUCGCUCAGCGGACUACAAUGACAGCAAGAAGACUGAUUCAUGCACGUGUCCCAGUGCAGACUUCACUGAUCUAGCUGAAAUUGUGUCCCGGAUUGAGCCAGUACAGAGUUAUUUAGGAGCUGAUGCAGAGGAGUCUGACUAUGCGACGGAGUACGAGGAGGAUGGGAUGGACACAGUCAGAGAGGAGGAGGGUGAGGAAGAGGAGGAGGAGGAUGCUGAAGACCCUGAGGACCAGUCUCCUGGAGAAUGGGGACCAAACGGGAUCUUCACAACAGAUGAAGAGAAGACGAUCCGUCAGAGGAGGAACAUUACAAGGGACCUCAACAUGGACUUCUCUGGAGUGUCAGAUUGAUGAAAAGCGAGUAAUGCAGGGUCCAAAGGUUAAAGGGCAAUGGAAAGAGAAGCAGAGUCCCACCAAGGGCUGAGGAGUGUAAAGAUAGAUACAGAAGAAAAGACUUCUGAAUUAAUAAGAUUGUUGGGAAGUCGCCAAAGAUACUGUGAUUUAGACCCAUUAACACUACAUUACCCACAACUUGUCACCAAAGCUGUGACUCCCUCUAUUAUCCUUUUGCUUUUGGAAUUUUUUUUCAGCUCAAGACUCUGCAAUAAUGGGGUCCAGGGACUGUGGGGGCCUAGCUAGGCAGAGGAAUCGCUCCUUGAGAUGCUGUGCCACUGAAAAAUAGGGCCUCUAUAUCUUUUGAGAUGUUUUGGUAUUUUACGUCUUAAAUGUCUAAAGGGAGUUUCAUGAGAGUGAUGUCUACAGUGGCAGUCAGUAUACCUCUAUCCUUACGUUAUGGUCUGUUUCCAGACUAUACCAGUUCAGUAGAGAUAGUGUGUAGUGUGUCUGGUUUGUGAUUUUUUUAUUUAAUUUUAUUUAAUUGAAUUUAAUUUUUUGUGAGGGUGUGUUUGUGUGUGUAUGUGUGUGUGUACGGCACGACCUAAACAUUCAUUGGCAACUUCUCCCAUAAAAUGCCUUCUAGACUUACAGUGGUUUUCCCAGAAUGCAUUUUUAAAGGUCUGAAGCAGAGAAAAGACAGCAUAGGUUUAGAAAGACUUCAGAGGGAGUAAUGCUGAUCAUUUCCAUUACAAUGAUUAGAUUGUAAUGGUAGAUUAGUUUUGAUGGUAUUUGAUGCAAGGUUGCCAUGUCUGCACGUUAGUAGGAAGUGAACAUGGUAGAGAGCGAGGAAGUGAGCAUUGGGGGUGAAACACAGAAGAGAGAGCAGCAGAAAGCAAGGAAGUGAGAGGUGCAGAAAGCAAGGAAGUGAGUGUGGAAGUGAGAGCGUCAGAGAGCAAGGAAGUGAGUGUGGAAGUGAGAGCGGCAGAGAGCAAGGAAGUGAGUGUGGAAGUGAGAGCGGCAGAGAGCAAGGAAGUGAGUAUGGAAGUGAGAGCGGCAGAGAGCAAGGAAGUGAGUGUGGAAGUGAGAGCGGCAGAGAGCAAGGAAGUGAGUGUGGAAGUGAGAGCGGCUGAGAGC
This is a messenger RNA of Megalobrama amblycephala (Wuchang bream), 5336 nucleotides long. RefSeq names its product patatin-like phospholipase domain containing 6 (gene pnpla6). The record is from RefSeq and is a predicted model, not a curated record. Gene Ontology annotation, cellular component: endoplasmic reticulum. The transcript has 34 exons. Gene Ontology annotation, biological process: phosphatidylcholine metabolic process. Lineage: Eukaryota; Metazoa; Chordata; Actinopteri; Cypriniformes; Xenocyprididae. Gene Ontology annotation, molecular function: phosphatidylcholine lysophospholipase A1 activity. Bases 177 to 4217 code for a protein of 1346 amino acids.